Molecule: messenger RNA, 546 nt
Organism: Miscanthus lutarioriparius
Lineage: Eukaryota; Viridiplantae; Streptophyta; Magnoliopsida; Poales; Poaceae
Source: the annotation of a GenBank genome assembly
AUGGCCGCGCAUCACCACCACCGCGCCCGCGCCCCGCUCCUCCUCGCGAUCCUCUUGGCUGCGGCGGCCGCCGCCUCCGUGGCCUCCGCCGCGCGCGACCUCGACCCCGCCAACCCGCUCCCAUCGCCAGCCGCCGCCGCGGGCCGAAACCGCAAUCCAGAUCCCAACUACUACGGCUACGGCACCGUCCCGGGCGUCGGCGGCACGGCGGGCAACGGAGGCGGAUUCUACGGCGGGCCGGGCUACGGACCAGGCGUCGGCGUCCCGGCCGGAGGGUUCGGCUUCGGCGGCGGCGGAGGAGGAGGCGGUGGAGGCGGGUGGGGCGCGGGGUACAGCGGCUCCGGCGGCGGCGGCGGGUACGCGCACGGCGGCGUGGAGGUGCCGACGGUGCUGUGCCAGGAGAAGGGGCCCUGCUACGGCAAGAAGGUGGCGUGCCCCAAGAGGUGCUUCUCGUCCUACAGCCGCUCCGGCAACGGCUACGGCGCCGGAGGCGGCGGCGGAUCCUGCACCGUCGACUGCAAGGCCAAGUGCACCGCCACCUGCUGA